Closterium sp. NIES-67 is the source of this 3735-nucleotide messenger RNA. NCBI's taxonomy places the organism in Eukaryota, Viridiplantae, Streptophyta, Zygnematophyceae, Desmidiales, Closteriaceae. The record is from the annotation of a GenBank genome assembly.
CACUUCGCGCCCGAUUCCCCUCGAUUUCCAACCAGCCCUGUCGAUUGCUCUCGUGUUAGCGCACCACCACUGUCGACGCCGCAUUCGCGCAGACUCCAGUUCAGCGAGCUGAUUAGACGUGCACACUCCGCGCGUGCUGCUAGAAAACCGCGAUCGAGUUUUAGACGCCCUGCGUCGCCGCGAUUCACGGCAAGGGUAUGUCGGGAGAGAGAGACGUUCGCGAGAGGCUCAGGCCGCCAGGCAGCGGCAGCAGCAGCAGCAGCAACAGCGGCGUGCUUAAUUCGUCGCGAAGCGACGUCGCUUCGACCGACAGAUUCGCGAGCUCCACCCAGCUCCUAACAGCGGGAGGCUCCUCGCCGCCUCGCGACAGGUUCGCGACGUCGUCGCAUCCUGCAACCCUCGCUUCCGCGCUCUCUUCCUCCUCCUCGUCGUCUUUUUCCACCCACGCGACGCCAAUUCGCAGCGCGCCAAGCCUUAUAAUUCCUGAAUUGGUGGCGGGACCAACCGCCAACGGCGCCGCGCUUAACGGCGUCGAUUUCGGUGUGCUUAGCGGCGUCAACGGCGUUAAGGGAAUCAACGAAAUCAACGGAGUGAAGGAGGGGAUUCCGGAGAACGCUAUACUGCCCGUGAGCCACCCCCCGGCAGUGAGAAUGACAAAUGGCGGACUCGAGUCGCGCGAGGCGGGGUCUCACGCCGCCGGCCUCGCGGGAACGACAUUGCCGCGAGAUGCGGCGGAAUUUGCGGCGAUGGCGAUUGCUGCGGCGAAGGCGGCGCAGAGACGAACGCUGGAAUGCGCGAUCGACGCCGUGGACGCGCUCUCCGCGUGGUGCGGCGCCGCAAGCGCGGGGGGAGUCGGCGGAGGCGGAGGGGCAACGGGGGGCGCGCUGAUGCGGCGCGGAGGGGGAGGCGGGGGCGCGAGCGUGCUGGGGGGAGGCGGAGACCCGCUGAAGGGGAGUCGGAAGAUAUGGGUGGCGGGCCUGCUGCUGGUGGCGCUGAUUAGCCUCCUGAACACGGCACACGUGAGGGACUUCAGAAAGGAUGACGUCACGCCCUUCGUUACAAGCCUGGCGAGCAGCGAGGCGCAGCUGGCGCGGCAGCUACAGGCGCAGGCGUCAGUGGUGUCGGAGCUGUCGUCGCGCUCGCAGCAGCAGGUGCAGCUGCUCGGCGCGCUGCUGCAGCGCACGCAGGGGCUCGAGGGCGCGCUGGGGCGCCUGGCGGAGGGGCGCGUGCAAGAGCUGCGGCUGCAGCGCGCCAUCAUCGACAGCCUCAAGGCGCGAGUCGCCCAGCUGCAGAAAGAAGUCGCUGCGGCCAAGGCCGACUCUGCUGCCGCCUCCACUGCGGCUGCUGCUGCUGCUGCUGCCGCUGCCGCUGGUGCUGGUGAUGCUGGUGCUGCCGCUGCCGCUGCCACUGGUGGUGGUGGUGCUGCUGCUACAGCCAGGGGCUCACUGCUUGAGCUGCCGACCCAGGGGCAGGGGCAGGGGCAGGGGCAGAGGGGGGAUCAGCGGCAGGAGGAGACGGAGCAGAAUGAGGAGCAGAAUGAGGAGCAAACACAGGAGCAGGAGCAGGGGCAAAGACAGGAGCAGGAACAUCAGGAGCAGCAAGAGAGGCAGGAGGGAGAAGGAGAGGGCGAAGAGCGAAGGGGGGAGCGGAGGGAAGGGGGAGACACGGAAGGAGGGGGUGUGGUAGCGGACUUGGGUCUGAUUGGUCGAGAGGAAGAAUACACGCCGUUUAGAGAGUACUCCACACCAUCUGGCUAUAGGUUCAUCCGUUUCAGCGCGCACCGCAUCUCCCCAACGGCCUUUGCUGCCAUUGGCGUGGCUCCCCUGUCGGCCCGCAGCCUCUCCGCCCCCCUCAGCCACUGCAUCUGGCUUCCCCCCUCUGGCUCCCCCCUCCCCCCAGUGCGGGGAGCCCUCUCCGCGUUCUUCCCCUCGCACCCCUCAGAGCAACCGUCAGAAACAGUGGUGCUGCGCUGCUCCUUCCCCCCCCCUGCUGCGCCUGGGGAGGGGGAGCAGCAAGGGGAGGGGAGGGGGGGUGGGGGGGAGGGGGCUUUGCCGUAUGGAGGCAGCGCGGCAGCAGUGCUGGCUGGCGGCGUGACCAUCCCCCUCAUCAGGGAGCAACAACCCCCCGACGAACCAUCCACCACCACCACCACCCCCUCCUCCUCCUCCUCCUCUCCCUUCCCUCCCCCCUUCCCCUCGCACCUCACUCUCUGCCUCCCCCCACUCUACGGCCCGUCCCUCUCGCCCCGCGCCCUCCUCGAGUUCCUCUCGUACCACCGCCUGCUGGGCAUCGACUCCUUCCUGCUCUACAACGCAGGGGGAGCCACAGAGGGGGUGAGGGAAGUAGUGAGGCGGGAGGAGGAGAAGGGGAGAGCAGUGCUGUUGGACAUGAUGGGGCUGUUGGAGCGGGAGCACAUGUGGAAUCACGGGCAGGUGCCGGCUCUGCAUGACUGCAUCUACCGCUCGCGCCUGUCGGCUCGAUGGCUGCUGUAUGUAGACCUGGACUCUUACCUCUGGCUGCCGCCUGUCACUGAGCCGCGCCCUCUGCCCCCCCUGCAUAUCCUGCUAGAGACCUACGAUGCUGGUAACACGGUAACCACCACCAGCAGCAGCAGCAGCAACGGCACAGCUUCUGCUGCUGUCGCCACAGCCGCAGACCCCAGCCUGAGUGGGUGGGGCGACGGCAGCGGCAGCAGCAGGGGCGGCAGCAGCAGCUCAGUGGCCGGCAUCACCUUCGGCUCUCUCUGGUUCUCCAUCCACCUCUGCCGCCCGCGCGCCGACCACGAAAUCGAGGUGCUCGGCCUACCCGACCCAGCAGCAGCAGGCAUGGCAGCUGGGAGAGAAGCAGCAGCAGGAGCGGCCGCAGCAGGGGGCGUACCCAAGGAGUCGCAAUGGGGGGGGGCGAGGGACGGAGAGCUCCAGGUGGAGCGGUUUGUGUUCCACUGGCCCGACCCCGCGUGCCAUGAGAAUGAGCACGAUGGGGAGAGGGUGUUUGACCCGUCGCUGUGCCCGGGGGAGAAGGGCCACCGCAAGUUCAUUGUGGACCCGAGACGGGUGGACACCAUGACUGUCUUCGGCCCCGCCCCUUCCGACCCAGCCUACCCGCGCAUGGCCCACCUGAGCACGAGCGACCUGCAGCUGCUGCACUACCGCGAGCUAGGGUCGGGCACGGAGCAGGGCGUGUGUGACGAGCCCACCCCCCGGUGGCGCGCAGUGGGGUGGUGGCACACGGACGCCACCUAUGGCAAGUCAAUCGCUGCGUUGAGGCAGCGGGUCACCUGCAACUUCACAGCAACUGGGUGUGAAGGCUCACCCUAUUCGUGAUCUGCACGACACAUCAAGCUAUACUGCACAACAUUGCCCCUAUUUUGAGGCAACCAAGUCAGGGAAGAACCUGUCAGAACCAGGGCUGACUUUAUCAGACUAUUUACUCUGAUUAGUCUGAAAUCUCAGACCUAUUUUUUGGCCAAACCUGAAUUUCCAGAUAAGGCAUUUUCCCAAUCCUGAUCCCUUCAGAAACUGAGUCACUAACCACUGAGUAAAAAGGGCUUGUUAAGUAGCGGGUAAGUGCGCCCAUAACCCCCCGGGCUCUGCACCUGUGACCCUUCCCCGAGGAUCUCAAGGGCAACCCCAGUGUGUCUCUUAACAGGACCCUCUCUGCCUCCUUGGCCCGUGAAGUGGAUUCUAGUUAUCAGCACAGCACACACACAUUUCCAGCUGGGGUACAACGGCUGAC